CAGGUGAGGUUAGGGGAGUAGGAUUGUGUGUACUGAAUAACAACUGAUUUUUAACCUCGUGAUAUCUAUAAAAAACAUCUAAGAAGUCACUGAUUUGGUGAAAAUAUCUGCGUAUAUCGCCAACUUCUUUAUGUAAUGAAAGAUGCUUCGAAACACACGGAUUCGGGUCUGUGGUAAAUUUGGUUUUAAUAUCGACAUUCCAGUUGCAGGAUAACUGAUAACGAUCUUGACAGCUCUGGAAUGGCACUCCUACGUAGAAGUGCAUGGCUCCUGCCAACCCGGAUGAGAUUCGUCAAAUUGUGGGAGAAAGAUCAGAGCUGUAUCACCUACGAGAGCAACGUUUGUAAUCGAGGUUAUGUUCACCGUCCCGAUAUGCAAAUGAGGAGAAAUUCGCAUUACCAAUCCCACGGUCAAGCGAGCAUACCGUCAAACAUUACGUGCAAUCAAAGCACCAGUGAUUCCGCAAAGCCAGAAUCAAAAACUGCCAGUGAAUUGCGAGCGAUAUCAAUUGACACAAAAACCAGCGGCAUGUGUUAUGCAGAAGUAUUGAAAGCCAUCGAUCAAGAAAGUAAGAAAAAAUCAGUCGAUCAAUCGACUCUUCUGUGUCUACUGGAAUAUUGCCGCGAUAUGAUUCCGGAUGCUCCAAUAUCUGCACGACUUAAUCUGGUCAACCAGAUCUGGCAUUUAGUGGCAAAUAUAAACGAACCGCCGAGCGUCGAUCAUUACAACGUCUUGCUGAGCAUCUACAAACAGAACUCGCAGUAUCUUAAUGUGGAUGAAUUUUUAAAGAAUAUGAAAGCGCCUCCCAACAGCGACACCUAUCACUUGCUACUUGACGCAGCUGCUGAGAUCGGUGACUACAGCCAAGUAUUGUUGAUUAUGACAAGGAUUAAGGACAUGGGAUAUCAAGUGACUGAAGCCACGUUUAAUUCUGUGAUGUUAGCACAUUCAAUUAAUAAUGACAUUGACCAGGCUCAUGCUGUUAUGAAAACGAUGGAAGCUGCCGGGAUUGAGCCAAGUGCGGACACCUUCUUUGUUCUGUUACGGGGUUACGCUUACAAAGGUGAUAUAGAAAAUUUAACACGUAUCCUGAAGACUAGUAAUCUGAAUGCAACGCAAAUCAUGUCUAUCGUUAGAACAUUAAGCCUUUCUGGUAACGGGGAUUACAUUUCCCGUGUUAUACAGUACCUGCCACAAAUGACUGAUAUAACCUUCGAGAGUAUUUCCUACACAAUUGUAGAAUUGACCUAUUCUGGGUUGGCAAAGGAUGCCUUUAAGGUGAUAAACUGUUUCCACAUUUUGGAUGGGGCAUCUGACACAUCGUUGAAUGAUCUUACCGAUAUCUUUUUGUACGAAAUAGUCAAGGCAGAAACAUCGAUCGUAGAAGUAUUUGAGAUUUGUGAAAGUCUAAUGUCUUCCACGAAAAAUUCGUCACCUUUACUAAGAGUUACCGAAGCUGCUCUUCGAUUGCAGAAGCAAGACAUUGCUUUGCGAGCGUUUGAAAUCAUGAAAAAUCAAGGCAUUGAAAUAAGACCUCACUUUUACUGGCCCUUACUUGUCAACACAGCUUCAACCAAAGGUGAGACUGAUGUGCUCAAGCUGGUUAAGCACAUGGUUGAGAAUGGCGUUUACUUAGAUGAUGAGACAUUGUGUCAUUACGUAUUUCCAUUUUUAUGCGCACCAAAGCCCCUGGUGAUUAUUAGAAAAUUGCAAGAUUGUGGUUUGAAAAUGUCCGAUCUAUUCGGAGUCUUGUUGACAAAUUAUUUAGACCAAGGAAACCUGAAGGAUGCCAUAGCUCUAACAGAAAAAAUCAAGGUAAAACUUGAUCUGUACAUUGUCAUAGAAAGACUUGUCAGUGGAUGUAAAGUGACAGAAAGUUUCAAUGAAACAGUACAAUUUUUGAGAAACAUCAACACGGAUAGUGAUCAGAAUGGAAAAUUCUUUGAGGACCUAAUGGCAAAUGAAAGAAUAAAACCAAGCAAUGAGGAACUUGCUUCUCUUAUUUUUGCCUUUGACAAACACAAUCUCAAGAUUUCUAAAACAGUUGCAGACGCUUUGGAGCUAAGAAUAUUGCAAUUAGCGGAACCUGAGAGGUCAUUGAAGACGCUCAAAAAAUUAGUCACUGCUGAAACAAGUACAAAUGAUGAAAUUCCGGAUGUAUGGAUACCUCACCCUGAAUUAAUGAGUCUUGAACAACUGGAGAAUCAUCUCAUUGACCUAACGGCUAAGGGUAUGAAUACACGAGGUACUCUGCGAAGACUCCUUCGAGCUUAUUGUAGAAAAAAUAAUUUUAAGAAAGCUGAGGAAACUGCAGAAUUGUUUAAGGAGAAGGGAUUUGAAUGGACGUCCGGAAUGAUUUCCAGCAUGUUUUCCUUAUAUGUCACAAAUAAUAUGAUCGAUAAGGCUGAUGUAUAUUUCAGAGAUCUGAAGACAAAUCACAAAGACUUUAUAAUCGAUGAUUACAAGGUAAUUGAUUAUGCUACAGCUCUUGUAAAGAAUAAAAAAUUCGAAAAAGGUCUGGAAGUACUUAGAGAACAGGAAAACGUUACGAGUGGACCCGAAACUAUCAGAAACUGCUGGAGACUUUUGAAUGCAGUUGCUGCAGAUGGAAAUUCGGAAGCCACAAAAAAAACGUUGGAUAUCUUACUCGAAAAAGGGUAUUGCGAAGUGAGCAUUCAUGUCCUCAGUCCAUUGGUCAGGACAAAUUUAUUAAAUGAUAACUUGGAAGAAGCUAUUAAACAAUUCAAAGAGUGUGCACUUGUGUACAAACUGACACCUCUGAAACAAGAACUGCUACGUGCUCUUGUAGAUAUUUCUACCGACAACCCUGAUGCUCAAAAACAGUUGACAGAUGUACUAAUGGUGAUAAAAAGUAUUUCUGGAGAAGCAGCGGGAAACUCUCAUUUGUUCACGGCAUUAGCGGCAAGGAAUAAACACAAGGAACUCCAAUCAUUUAUUAAAAUGCCAGCUGUGAACCAAAAAAUAAUGGAAGUCAGUGCAAAAAACUUGAUGACUGAGCAAAAUUUAACAGCCUUACAAGGGAUUUUGAAAGCGUGUAGAAAUGUGAACAAGCUGGACACACGGAUUAUUUACGAUCUAAUCUUGACAUUGUGCAGUAGGUCUGGUGAUUACAAAACAGCGCUAGAAAUAUGGGAUAAAAUGCAGGCAGAGGACAUUAUUCCACUACCAAAAUUUACUGAAAAUUUAAUAAACUUCUUGAACUCGCAGAAAGUUUCAUUACCAAACGAAUUACAAGCAAAGAUGAAAAGAGAGAAACGCUAACAAUAUUUGAAAUUAUCUUAAAUAGUAAAAAUAUUGUACAUAAACUAAUGUAUUCCUUUGA
Neodiprion virginianus is the source of this 3343-nucleotide messenger RNA. RefSeq names its product leucine-rich PPR motif-containing protein, mitochondrial (gene Lrpprc2). The transcript has 3 exons. Bases 241 to 3282 code for a protein of 1013 amino acids. Lineage: Eukaryota; Metazoa; Arthropoda; Insecta; Hymenoptera; Diprionidae. Gene Ontology annotation, molecular function: protein binding. The record is from RefSeq and is a predicted model, not a curated record.